UUUGGGAAUAUUAUAUAUUUACUUCACUCCACUCCACACUAUCAAAACUGAAAUAUAAAGAACACAUUUAUGCAUACGCACAUCAAUCCAAACCUGCUGCGCUAUUCCUCAACCACUUUUCUUUACCAUUAUUAGCAAAAAUGCUUCGAUAAAUAAUAGAAAACAAACCAAUUUCUUCAAAGCGGUCACCCACAUUUCUUCUCUACUCGAAAAUUAAAUUAAAUUAAAUCCAUGGAGAAAAAACCCACUUUUUUUGCUGCAAUUCUAGUGCUCCUGUUUCUCGCCAUUGAUGCUUCUUCUGCUGCUUCGAAGAAGCCCAUUUACUCAUCGAAGCUGAUUCACAGAUUCUCCGGAGAAGCGAAGAAUCUGUUGGGUUUGAGCGGCAAAACGGCGUCGUGGCCGGAGAAGAAGAGCUUCGUGCAAAUGAGAGCGCUUCUGGGUAGUGAUUUUCAGCGGCAGAGAUUGAGGCUCGCCGCCCAGAAUCAGACUUUCGCCGCCUCUCACGGCGGCGGACAGACUUUCAACUACGGCAAUGACAUGGGUUGGUUACACUACGCAUGGAUCGAUAUCGGAACACCAAACAAUUCUUUUCUCGUGGCAUUGGAUACCGGAAGUGAUCUCUUUUGGCUUCCUUGUGAUUGUAUUGAAUGUGCUCCACUUUCUUUAAGUUACUACAGCAUGCUGGAAAAAGAACUAGGGGAAUAUAGCCCGUCACGUUCAAACAGCAGCAAGAUCUUUUGUUUCCUCGUUUGCAGUUGUGGUAGCAAACAAAGUGGCGAAUAUUUAAAAGGAAUUGCACCAGACGGUCUUAUGGGAUUAGGUCCCGGCGAAAUUUCCGUUCCAAGUUUGCUUUCAAAAUCGGGACUUAUUCCACACUCAUUCUCGUUUUGCUACGACAAAAGUUACUCCGGUCGACUUUACUUUGGCGACGAGGGUCCCACAUCUCAAAGCUCCACUUCUUUUUUACCAUUAAAAGAAACUAGGGCUUACAUUGUUGAAGUGGAAGGUUAUUCUGUGGGGAGUUCUUCUCUAAAGGAAACGGGAUACAAAGCGCAGGUUGAUACCGGUUCAUCGUUCACUUAUCUUCCUACUGAGAGCUACGAACAUGUUGCUUCUGAGUUUCACAGGCAAGUUAAUGCUACAAAGAUAACGACGCAAAAUUUCGAGAACUGUUACAAGGCUCGUUCGCUCAACGUAGAAAACAUACCUAGCAUGAAGCUCGUUUUCUCGACGAACCAAACCUUUGUAAUUGAAAAUCCCAUGUUCCACAUUGCAGAUGAUCAGGGAGGUGUGUAUUGCUUAGGCAUACUACCUAUAGAUGGAGAUAUCGGCAUCAUUGGGCAAAACUUUUUGAUGGGUUACCGUUUGGUUUUCGAUUGGGACAAAAUGAAGCUGGGUUGGUCUACCUCCAAUUGUGAAGAUAUCGACAACGGUGGGAAGUUUCACAUAACACCGUCUCCGAGCGACAGCGAAUCAUCACCGUACCCUUUGCCAACAAACCAGCAACACCAAAACCCUAACGGGCACUCCGUUGCGCCAGCUGUCGCUGUUAGAGCUCCUCCAGAACCCUCCGCAGCAGCUUCUCCUAUACUCGGACCGUAUCACUCUCGUUUUAUUAUAAGUUAUUUCCCGCUAUUAAUCUGGAUUGCUUAUAUAGUAUCGUCUUAAGUGGGCUCCGAGAAUCCUUAUACAUAUACUUAUGCAUAUAUAUAUAUAUAUGUAAAUCCAGUUUCAUUUCCGUAAUCUUAAUCAUCGUUUCUAUCUACCUUAGUCCAUAUCCCAGUUUCUUGAUUCCAUUGCAUUAUGAAUCUGUAGACUUGACCAUGGUUCAAUAGGUGGUUAACGAGUUGGUUGACCGAGUCAAUGGAUUGUUGAGUUGGACUCUUGACCGGGUCCAUGAGUAGAUGGGCUGGUUAAGGGUCGAGUUUGACCCGACCCGUUUAACUGACUGUUCGAAUAAUGGCUUUUAUGCGUCAAUUUUUUUAGUCUUUUUAGGUUU
Messenger RNA from Erythranthe guttata (spotted monkey flower), 1999 nucleotides. Lineage: Eukaryota; Viridiplantae; Streptophyta; Magnoliopsida; Lamiales; Phrymaceae. The record is from RefSeq and is a predicted model, not a curated record.